Molecule: messenger RNA, 5059 nt
Organism: Strigops habroptila (Kakapo)
Lineage: Eukaryota; Metazoa; Chordata; Aves; Psittaciformes; Psittacidae
Gene: FBXO10
Product: F-box protein 10
Biological process (GO): ubiquitin-dependent protein catabolic process; protein ubiquitination; regulation of apoptotic process
Molecular function (GO): protein binding
Source: RefSeq, a predicted model, not a curated record
CAGAGGGCGACGAGAAGAGGGCGAGGAAAGGCAGUGCCACCUCUCCUCCACGUGACCCGGGGCACCCAGCCAAUCAGGCGGCGGCACGGUGGCGCCCCAGUCCCAGAUCCGUAGUGCGGCGGGUCGGGCUGCGACAAGAGGCGGUGUGGCUGUGGCGGUGAGCGCCGGGCUGGGAGCUCUCCCGAGCAGCCCCAUGCGACAAAUCGGCAGGGCGCGAGCGGCUCUGCUGCCGUGGACGGGGCUUCCCCCCUCUGCGGGAGCCCCGGAGCUCUCGGGGAGAGAGCCGGGGAAAGCCGCGGACGGAGACUCUGCGGAACUCGUAUCCCGGUGUCUUCUUUCUGAAGCUUCGCAGGUGCCAGUGCUACCCUGGGUUUGUGCCGAUCCCCUCGGCCUCGUUUGUAGGGACUCGAGAAGCUGUUUUAGGAUCGGGUACUGCAUCCCGGAGGGGUGGUCUUCUGAAGACCGCAGGCGCUCGUCGGGAGAACGUCUGCUAGUUAGCCAUGCAGGUCCCGCAUGCCGCACUGCGCCCUCCCAGCAGCAAGACCUGGCCGAAUACGCAGCAGCUCUGUGUUGUGCAGCGUGUGCUCCCAGGCGUGCCUUUCACUCACCAGAGUCCAUCUGGCCUCAUGCCUACCCUGCCUUAGCAGCUCCUCACUCCGGGGGUCUUGCUCUGUGCCACUGGGUGGGAGCUGGCAGACGGCUCUCCCAGGGAGGUGACAGCAGAGGCUGAGACAGGAGAAGCCACAGUGGGAGAUGCUGUUGUUAGGGAAAGAUGGAUGUGCUUGUUUAUGUGCAUCUUUGAACCCUAGAGUUAAGCAACAAAGUUUUAAUCACCUUGAAAGAGCAGAGAUCUCAGAACAGCUUGUUUGGGCAUUGCUGACCCACGAGUGGGGCUAGCAGGAAAGGAAGGAAGGGAGGGCCAGGGGUGAUGGUGGACGGAGCACACCAUAGGAUGAAUGCCGAGCCCCACUUGGUCAGAUCCUGUGUCUGCCUGAAGUGUGCUAGCUUGCUGCUCUCGGUCUGCUCCUGUACAGUUCUGUCGCUGGAGAGGUAUGUUCAGCAGGGACUCGCAUGUUGCUGUCAACAUGGGGUCCCUGCCGUGAGCCUUGCCUUCCCCUCUGUACCCCAGAAGCUCUUCAGGCACACCACUGACUCUGUGUCUUGUCCUUUGCAGGUGCUGAUGGAGGUUGGUAGCCUGCCAGUGGAGCUGCGGCAGCUCAUCUUAUCCUACCUGUGCCUCCCAGACCUGGGCCGUUGCAGCUUGGUCUGCAGGGCCUGGUACGAGCUCGUCCUGGGCCUGGACAAAACACGCUGGCAGCAGCUCUGCCUGUGCUGCCUCGAGCACAGACACCCUGACUGGCCUAACGAGCGUGGUGUGGAGCCACAGUCCUGGAGAGAGGCCUUCAAACAGCACUACCUGGCCUCCGAAACCUGGACCAAAAACAUGCAGGACCUGCAGUCCUCCAACUUCCUCUCUCUCUUUCAGAGGAGGAACGGCUGGCGCCAGCUCUGCGUCAGCAUGGGGGCUGAGUUCAGCAGCAUCCAGGCAGCCGUUGCUGCUGCCGGCCCCUAUGACAGCCUUAUGCUGCUGUCUGGUGUGCAUGAGGAGCAGAGCAAGGUGCUGCUGAAGGUGCCUGUGGAGGUCGUGGGGCAGGGCAAACUGGGGGAAGUGGCACUGCUGGCAAGCAUUGACCAGCACUGUCCCACCGCCCGCUUCUGCAACGUGAUCUUCAUGCCGUCGCGCUUCACCUCGGUGCUCUACAAGACAAGUUCAGGCUAUGUCCAGUUCGACAGUUGCAACUUUGAAAGUGGGCAGCUGCAGAUCCAUGCACCAGGGACAUGCCAGGUGAAGUUCUGCACCUUCAGCCAGUCCAGCAACCACCUCCACAGCGUGGCCCUCUGUGUCCUGAAGAACUGUGAGUUCACUGGCAGUGAGAAUGCCUCUGUGACUGUGGAGGGCUGCCCAAGCUCUGACUAAGCAGAGCAUUGGGCCUGCAAGCACCUGGCCAUGCUGGCCAAAUCCCAUGCAGUGUCCAUACGGGAACCCGACCCAGCUGGCUGCCCUUUGGCCAAGUGGGAUGGCUGGGGGGGAUCACUGCUGGGGCCACUGAGAACAUGUGAGAUUCUCAUAGCGGAAGAACAAAGCAGCUUCCUCUCUGCUGUGAGUGCUCACACCCUGCUCGGCUCAGCCCAGGAGGGCAUUGAAUUCAGAGAGAAUUUGCAGGCAGCAAGGGAAGAGGAAUGCCCAGCCCUCGACUCAAGCUCUAGUGACAGUGACUUAAACAGCAAUGAUGUAGAGAAUGCUCAGGCUGCCUACAAACAGCCCUAUCAAGCUCACAGCCUGACUCACAUGAUUACUAACAUUAUGGACAGCAGGCUUCAAAGCAACAGACUGCACACCCUUCAGAGAGACCUUCAACUCAAGUCUCUGCGGCAGGAGCUGCAGCAGGACAAGGAGGCCCAGUCUUUGGCCAACUCUCUGUAAGGCUGCAUCUUCCAACAGUGCCUUUUCAGGGAUAGGAAGGGAGGACUAUUCAUUUAUUCACGAGGACAAGCAAAACUGGAAGGAAGCAUCUUCAGGGAUCUUAACUACGCAGUGCGCUGCAUACAGAACAGUAAGGUUAUCAUGCUGAGGAAUGACACCCAUCAUUGCAAAGCAUCAGGCAUAUUCCUGCACCUGUCAGCAGGAGGCCUGAUUGCAGAGAACAACAUCCAUUCUAACUGUGAGGCUGGAGUGGACAUUCGUAAAGGAGCCAACUCCCUUGUUCUGUGCAAUAAGAUACACAGCGGCCUUCGCUCAGGCAUUGUCAUCAUUGGCAACGGAAAAGGCAUCAUCCGUAGCUAUCAGAUCUAUGGAAAUAAAGAAGCUGGCAUUUAUAUUCUGUAUAAUGGAAACCCUACUGUGAGUGGGAACCAUAUUUUCUAGGGACUGGCUGCUGGAAUAGCAGUGAAUGAGAAUGGGGAGGCCAGAUCACAGGUAUGGGAAUGAGAAUGGGUUUGGAACAUCAUCUGUGAGAAUCAGUGGGGUGGAGCAGACAUCCGCCAUGGGGGUGACCCAGUCCUCAGGAACAACCUCAUCUCUUGUGGCUACUCAGAUGGGGUGGUGGUGGGUGAGCCUGGGAAGGGCCUCAUUAAGGGAAACACCAUUUACAGCAACAGGGGCUGUGGCAUGUGGAUGAUGUCCUCCAGCCUCCCGCACCUUGUCAACAACCAGAUCAGCCACAACAGCAUCUACAGGGUGGCAGUGUUCUGCCGCAAGGAUGCUGGUGACUACCCCCAUGGUCAGGGGCACAGCGAGAGCUUCCAGGAGGAGAGGGAGGGUGCUGGCAGGGAGAACGACCCUGACAGUGAGGAGGAGUACCCAGCUGCCCGCCAUCCCAUCAGUGUGGCGCUGGUGGGGUUGAACAGCAUAAACUACAAUGGAGCCGCUGGGUUGCAUGUGAAGAGCAGCGAAGCGCUCAAUGUCAUCGCUAAUGUCAUUCAUGCCAACCGCGAUGGCGGGGUAGUGGUGGUGCAGAGCAGCCAGCUGACACGCAUUGCCGACAACAACAUUUCCUGUAACAGCCGGGGAGGCAUGCUGGUGCAGGCUGAGUGCCAGGUGGAGAUAUGUGGAAAUGGCAUCUACGAGAACCGCAGCCAUGGCAUCGUCUCCGGGGGAGAGGGAAUCAUCGCAGAGAAUGGCAUCAUUGGCAACCACCGGUGUGGCCUUCAGCUGCUCCAGACAGCAGAUGUGAAGGUAACCAAGAACAGGAUUCAAUCCUUUCAAGACUAUAGCGUUGCUCUCUUUGAUGAAGCCAGAGGCCUGGUGCAGGAAAACCUCAUUUUCCAAGGGAGAUCCAAGAAAUCCAUUUUGCGACCAAUAUCAAAUGCAGAGGAUUGCAUCAUCCAAAACAACAUGCUUCUCACCUUCAAGAAAAGAUGAGGGUUUGAUAUGGAGUGCAUGCUGAUCAACCCCCCAGCACGGCCUCACAUCGAAGGAGGUGCCCUAGGGUCCUGCACAGUGGCUGGAGGUCAGAGAGUUUCCAGCAUAACCACCAGGGUGGAUGGGGGCUGCCACAACCACGGGAGCAUCUUCUGCACCAUUCUUUGACCAGGGAGGGAGGUUUCUUCACUGAGCUCUCUGUCUGUCUUUUCUCCAGAGCUGCUGCUGGGAAGCUCUCACAGCUCAGGGAUGAGGACUCUUAUUGGGAUGCACUCCCUUUUCAUGAAGGAUUUUGCAACUUCAGUGGCACCUCAUUAAAUAAAAAAAAGUAGCUGGGAAAACAGCCUCCUUGCCCACUGAGAUCGCUGCUGGGGUAAUCUGCAAGUGAGCAGUUCUUAGAUGAAACGCACUCCUGGCAGGAUCAGCAGCGUGCCUGACCAGGCCUCUCCAGCCUGAGCUCCAGACAAACCUCUCUUGCCAUGGGCCUGUGGCAUUAUUUAUUUGGGAAUCACUUACUUUGAAGAUACGUUGUUGGAGACUAUCUGCACUUGUGCCAGAAGGCUCGGAGACUAACAAUGUCCUUUGUGGUCUUGCUCUGUUUCUGCCUAUGCUGAUUCUGAGCCAGAUGGGGCAGACAAAGCAAUGCAGAUAGACAAAGGCACAGACAUACAUCAAUGCAGUAAGGUCCUUCCAGCAACUGGACUUGAAUGCUGUCUGGCCAGUACCUGCCCCGGGGUCCCAUUCUCCCCAGUUUGUGACAGCAGGGCAUAUAAGCCCCCAGAGGCUCUAGCUCCCCUUCCCCCCCCCACAACAGACAGACAGAUACAGACAGAGAGUGUCUGGGCUCCCAAACCACUUGAUGCCCAUGCAAAUCCACACGCACCAGUGAUGCUGGCACCCACACCAAAGGGAGAGUUCACAUCCCAGGAAAAGUUAGAAGGAGCCCUUGAUGAGCAGACAGGAGGUGCUCAUCAGACACAGGUGUGGCCAGACCAGCACCUAUGCUGGUAAGGGCAUGUAGGGACAGGACAAGGGGGAACGGCUUUUAACCUGACAAGAGGGGAGAUUGACAGGAGAUCUUAGGCAGUUCUUCCCUGUGAGGGUGGUGAGGCCCUGGCACAAGCUGCUCAGAGAAGC